AUGGUUAUAUUGGGCUGGGAGACCAAUAAUAAGUACAUAGUGAAGAACAGUAUGGGGCAACAGGUGUUCUUUGUGGCUGAGGAAAACGACUGCUGUAAUAGACAGUUCUGUGGACCGCUGCGUUCAUUCGUCCUCCAUGUUCAGGAUAACAUGGGACAGGAAGUGAUGACACUCACUCGUCCUUUGAAGUGUGGAAGCUGCUGUUGUCCCUGUUGCCUGCAAGAGCUCGAAAUCCAGUCUCCACCGUGCAACCCGAUUGGAUAUGUGAUCCAGAAUUGGCAUCCUUUCCUUCCCAAGUAUACCAUACAGAAUGAGAAGAAAGAAGCAGUUCUGAAGAUUGUGGGGCCGUUCUGUUCAUUCAGAUGUUGCGCUGAUGUGAACUUUGAUGUUUUGUCUGUGGACGAAUCAACAAAGGUGGGCAGAAUCUCUAAACAAUGGACAGGUCUGGUGAGAGAAACUUUCACUGAUGCAGACAAUUUUGGAAUCUCCUUUCCUAUGGAUCUGGACGUGAAGAUCAAAGCUGCUCUUUUCGGAGCAUGUUUUCUCAUAGACUUUAUGUUCUUUGAACACAAUAAAUAA
This is a messenger RNA of Sinocyclocheilus grahami, 579 nucleotides long. RefSeq names its product phospholipid scramblase 1-like. Gene Ontology annotation, cellular component: plasma membrane. The transcript has 5 exons. The coding region runs from base 1 to 579 and encodes 192 amino acids. Gene Ontology annotation, biological process: plasma membrane phospholipid scrambling. The record is from RefSeq and is a predicted model, not a curated record. Gene Ontology annotation, molecular function: phospholipid scramblase activity. NCBI's taxonomy places the organism in Eukaryota, Metazoa, Chordata, Actinopteri, Cypriniformes, Cyprinidae.